AUGUCAAGAGAAGACACAAUCUAGUAAUUUUAGGAUAAGGUUAAUUAUUUGGAUAAUAAGAAUAUAAUUAAAAGUAAAUUUGUCUUUAGUAAGAAGUUUUAAAUACAGAAUAUGUAUCAAAUGAAUUUUAUAGAAAAUAUGAAGUCUAAUAUCCUGAGUCUAUAUAUUGUCAUAUUUAAAAUAAUAAACUUUAAAAAUAAAUUCCAGAUGAUUUUGCUGAUAGAAUACUUGAUUUAGAAAUUAAAUUAGAUGAAGAUUAUGUUGAUAUAGAAGACAUUAAAUAAGUUUUAGAAUUAUAUAUGUAUGAAAAAGUAUAAAAUUUAAAAGAAAUAAAAUAAAAAGAAGAAUCAAUAAGAAAAGUAGUUGUUUAAUCUAUAUAAAAUAACGAUGAAAAAGCUAAAAGUUUAUUAAAAAAUACCGAAUAGGAAAUUAUUUAGAAUUAAUAAUUUAUUUAAAAUUCUUUAGAAUAACAAAGAAGUCUAUUAUACAAAAGAUUAUAAAAAAGAAAAGCUAACACAUUGUUUUAAUCAAAAACUUUUCAAAGUUUUAGAGAAAUCAAAUCUGAUUAAUAUGUAAAAACGAUAAAACCUAACUAAUAAAAUAAUUAAGAAAUUUAAAUAGAAAAAAAUAAAUUAAGUUACUAAUUAGAAAAAUAAGACUAUUAAAUAGAAAAUAAAUAGAGAUCAAAAACCGAUUUUUCAAAAGCUUAAGAAUUUAUUGAUUUAAUUAGAUUAUAAGAAAACAAAUGUGAUGCUAUUCCUAAAGCAUUUAUUUGUGGACUAUUUUAAAUUUAUUUCGAAUGAAUUAAAAAUCAACAUUUUUAAUUUAUAUUAAUUUUUUUUUUUUUUUUUUUUUUUUCAAAAUAUUUAAAAUAAAAAAUAAAUAAAAUAUUAAUUUGUACUUUUAAUAAAAAAAAUGUUUACUUAUAUUCAAAAGCUGUUUAAUUAUAUUCAAAAGCCUUUUAUCCUUACACUAACUUUUCUUACAUUUUUAUUAUUUUGCAGUAUUUAUUUAAAUACUUAAGAAUAAAAUGAAAACAUUCUAUUUAGAAAAUUUAUGCGGACAUAUAAAAAAUAAAACGAAGAAAAUGCUUUUGAAAUAACAGCUGAAUUUUUAACUUAACAUAAAUAUCCUGUUCGUUAAGCAAAAGCAACAUUAUCAAUAGAUAAACAUGUCAUUGAGUAAAGAAUAGACGAUAAUACAGGACUAGCUACUUUUUCUGGAAAACUAUAAAAUUCUUAUUCUGAUUAAUAAUAAAUUUAAAUAUCUAUUGAAUUAAUAGUAGGUUAUAAUUUAGAAGAUACAAAAAAGCUAAAGAACAUAUAUAAUAGUUCAAUAACAAUAAAAAAAGGUGUUAAAACAUAAUCGAAAUAAUCAUUUAUAUUAACUCCAAUCCUUCCUAAGCCAACUUACAUAAUAGGUUGUGUAGAAAAUGAUAAAAAGUAGCCAAUUGAAGGUGCUAUAGUGACAGCAUCAUAUACAGAGCCAAUAUUUUAAGAUACUGUAAUAGAAAAAACCGAUUCUUAAGGAUGUUUUACUAUAAAAGCUGAUUUGGAAGAAUAUGCACCUAUAAAAGGUGACAUAACAAUAAAAAAAUCUCCAUAUAAAGAAUGGAAAAUAAAAGAAGAUAGUUAAUAUACUUCAGGAUUUUUUUUAAUAAAUGAUUUGAAAUUUAAAUUUAAAUAACCAAUAACAUUAAAAGCGAAUUUAAUUCCAAUCGACAUCUAAGGGACAGUAAAAGAUUAAUUCAAUAAAUCAAUUCAAAACGCAAACAUUCAACUAGUAUGUUAAAGUAAUGUCAAUAAAAAUCACAUAUUGACAUUAAAAACAGUGACAGAUUCAUCCGGAAAAUUUCGAUUAUAAAAUGAAACUGAAUUUCAUCCUGAAAGUAAACUCUCAUGUUCAAUAACAAUAACUUCUUAAACAAAUUAAUAUGCAAUUCCUUAUAAAGAAUAGUUUAAUUUAGAAGAAGAAAAAGAUUUUCUAAAAUAGCCUUUAGAAGUCAAAAUUACUCCCAAAGAAUUAAAAGGAAAAGUGUUUGGAAAUAUUCAAAACAACUUUUUUAAAAAACCAGUCGAAAAUGCAAAAAUAAGUCUUUCUUUUAAUUCUCCUUUAUAAUCUCCUAUUCCUUAAGUAUCUAAUAAAAAUGGAGAUUUUUCUUUCGAAUUUCUCGCUUAUGAAGGAGAUGAAUAUGAAACUACUAUCCUAGUUGAAAAAGAUUAAUUUUAAAAAGCUAAAAUCGAAAAAAUUAAGUUAAACUUAGCCAAUAAUUACACAUAUGAUGCAAAAACAAUUACUCUUAUUUAUAUUCCUUAACCUGUUUAGAUAGUUAUUUAAGGAAAAGUGUUUGAAACUACACUCAAAGAACCUUUAAAAUCAGCCAAAGUCUAAAUUUAAAUUACUUCUUAAGGUAAAACAGAAAAACUGGAAGUCUAAACAGAUUAAAAAGGUGUUUUUUCAGCCAAACAUGAGGCUUAAAAUACACAAUAAUACGAUAUCUAGUUAAUAAUAUAAGGUGAUAAAAAAUACUUUGAGGAAUUCAAACCUCCAGCUAAAAAAAUAGACUACAAUACAGGUUUUUCAGGUGAUUUUGGAGACAUUUAUAUAAAAAGAAAUCCUGUGUAAGCAUAAAUAUAAGGUAUAUUAUUUGAAAAAGGUACAAAGAAUGCUGUAAGUAAUUCUUAGAUAUCAAUAACGGCAGUAUAAGGGGAAAAAAGCAUUCUCCCUUAAUAAAAUAUAGACUGCAAAACAAAUUAAAAAGGAGAAUAUGACUGUAAAUUUAAGGCAGAGUUAGGAAUCACUUAUACAAUAUAAUUGAAUAUUUUAAAUUCUUUUAAAUAAUCAUCAUCACUUAUUAUAGGAAAUAUAUCGGAAUAAAAUAACUAUACAAUCAAAAAUCUUAAAAGUGAAGUCGAAUUUAAAUUAACGCCUGUUGAUGGUAUUAUUUCUGGUGCCAUUUUCUCUUCUGAAAAUCUUAAAGACCCAUUAAAAAAAGGAGGAUAAUUUAAAAUUAUUUCCGUACAACCUAAUCCUUUGAAAGAAUUUGAUCCUAAAAUUUAAAAUAUAGACGAUAAGGGAUUAUUUUAGAUUAAACUACAACUCUAAUUAGGUAAGGAAUAUACUAUUACUGUUGAAUUUAGUUACCCUUAAUUAAUUUCUCGUAAAUAAGUUUUUCUUCUUAAUUAUCAGAAUUAAUAUAAAUUAGAAAAGCAAUAGAUUAUUAUGGGAAGUCCUAUAACCAUUAGAAUUAAAUAAGGAUUAGUUAAUACUCUUACAAAUGUUCCACUUGAUAAAGUUGACGUAGUGCUUACCUUGAAUGAAAAUAAUUAAAGUUUCAAAACUUAAACUAAUUUAAAUGGUAUUUUUACUUUUGGUGAAGUUGUAUCUUUAAAUUCUGAAGAGAUUAAAGCUAAAUUAAAUGUAUUAUUUAUUUAUAUAUAUUUUUUGUUUUAUAAUAAAUUAAUAUGUAAAAAAUAGAUUUAAAAAAAAGGAUUUAAUUAAUUAAUUAGUGAUGUUUAAUUUUUAAAGAAAAAUAAUUAUGUUAUUGAAAGUUUAAAACUUAGUUUAGUUUCAGAGCCUUUUAAAACUUCGAUAUAAGGCGUUUUACUUGACGAAAAUAAAAUUCCUGUAUAUUUAGGUUAAAUAACAUUAUUUGUAUUUGAUUCAUAGAAAAAAUUAAUAAAUGAAAAACCUUAAUAAGAAAUUUCUAAUAAAUAAGGAGUUUUUAAUAUAGAAGUAAUGGUAACUUACAAUGAUUUUUAUACUUGUAAAUUGGAAAUAAAACAUGACUUCUUUAAUAAUCUAGAAAAAGAAGUAGUUUUAGAUGCCAAGAAUUCUUAUUAAAUAAAGAAUUUGUAAGUUUAAUUAGAAAGAAAGCAAACUUUAUUAAAAUAUUCAGGAGUUAUUUAUAAUACUCAUAAAUAAAAAAUUCCAGAAGUUCCAGUACUUCUUAAAUUUAGUGAAGAGUCUAAAAAACAUUAAGCUGUUGAUUUAAAAUCAGAAACAGAUUCUUAUGGUAUAAUCGAAUUUGAAGAAAACAUAUUAGUAGGGUAUAUAUAUAAUGCAUUUAUACAAAUAAAAAUAGCAAACGAUAAAGAUUAUUAAGAAUAUAAUGAAGAAGUUGAAUUUAAAUUCGAAAAUAAUUAUUAAUUAACAAACCAAUAAUUAAUAAUGUACAAGAAAAGUGUUAUUUGUGAAGUCUCAGGUCUAGUAUAAGACUUUUAAACCAAAAAACCAAUUCCAAAUGCAUAAGUAUUAUUAUAAUUUGAAGAGUUUAUAGGCAUAUAAGAUUAAUAGUAACUUUUUUAUGCAGACAAAUUAGGAAAAUUUACUAUAAAACAGAAAAUAUAAGAAGGAUUUACUUACGAAUUAUUUUUAAUUUCUAAAUCUGCAAAAUAUAUUGAUUAAAAGACCAAGAUACAAUUAUAAUAAUCAAAUCUAUAUGUGAUAAAAGACCUAGUAAUAAACAUGAAAGUAGCUACCUAAUCUUAAUAUAUAUAAGGUUAAAUAAAAGGUUUUACAUUAUCAAAUACAGGUGAAUAUUUAAAAAAUAGUGAAAUAAUAUUAUACCCUGAUUCAGAUCCAGAGAUAAAAACAAUAUAAAAAAGUGGAGAAAAAGGUUUAUUUUCAUUUGAAAAAAUACCAUUAAUAUAAGGAAAUACAUAUAAAUUUAACCUUCUAUAAAAACCUUUUGAUAAAAACAUAUAUUUAUAAACUAUAACCUAAGUAGAGCUUUCAGAAAAUGAAAGUUAUUAAUAAGUUGAAAUAUAUUUGGUUUCCUAAAGAAUAAAAACACAAUAUAAUAUUCAGGGAAAAGUUGUUGAUAAACAAAGCAAAAAACCAAUUACAGACGCCUUUGUAACUAUUUAAUUCCUUGAUAUGAUAAAUACCAAAAAUACAGAAGGAAACUCCGACCAAAAAGGUCUUUUCAAGCUCCUUGGUGAUAUUAAUUAAGGUCUAGAUUAUCAAGCUAUUAUAAUAGUUGAAAAAGCAGGUUAUUAACCUUUUACAUAAACUAACAUACAAUUAAAAAGUCCGUAUUAAAUGUAAAACUUAAACUUUGAAUUAGAACAAAAUAAUAGCUCUUCAAGCAUUUAUUAUGUUGAUGUGAAAAAUCCUAUUUCGAUUACAGGAAAACUUUACGAAGAUACCACUUGUUCGCUUUUUCCUUAAAAAAAUAUUCCUUUUAUGUAAGUUCUUUUCUUUUUUGAAGUCGAUAAUAGUUUUAAUAAUCAAGACAUACUUAUGGGAAAAAGUUAUACUGAUUUAGAUGGUUUUUUUAAAAUUAAAACACCUCAUCCGACCUUUUCGGAUAUUUAAAGUUACUUUUUGUUUUAAAAAGAAGGAUAUUAGGAUUUAAAAAGAUAUUUGAAAAUUAAAACUACUAGGAAUUAUAAUGGUGUUGAUUUAGGCUAAAUACAGAUUUUAACUACUACGGGUAUUAAAUCUAAUUGUUCUUAAAAAUAAUAAUUAAAAAACAAAUAUUUUUUUUUUUAAAUUUUUUUUAUGAUUAAAAAUUUGUUAUAUAUAAAUAAAAAAUAAUAUUAAAAAUAAUAAAUAAAAAAAAAUGGGAAACGAUUAAGUGUAUCCUUACAAAGUCAGAAAUUCUUUUAUUUAAGAAAACAUAGCUUUUAUAAAAUAAAUAGAAACAGAAGCAUAUGGAGAAAUCAAAAUAGUUAAAAAUACUUUAAAUGCAGACUUAUUGGCAAUUAAAUAAUUUAGAUUUUAAAAUAAUUAAACAUUAGAAUAAUUUAUUUAAAAAGUAGAACAAAGAAAACAAAUUGUAAAUCCUUGUAUUGUUGAAUUGUUAGAGGCUGAAGCUCAUUCCUCUGGAGACUAUUGCUCUUAAUUACUUAAAAUAGAUAUUGUUUACUAAUUUUAUCCUGAAACUCUUGAAUAAUUAAUUCAAAAGAGAAAAAGCAUGAAACAAACAUUUUCUGUAAGCGAAAUAUUUUUUUUAAUAUAAUGUAUUUCUAAUGCAUUGAUUGUUUUCGAAUAAUAUGGUUUAUACCAUGGAGAUGUCCGUCCAUAAACAAUAGUUAUUUCCCCCUAUGAUUAAUUUAAGUUAACUGAUAUAUAAAUACUAACUAAGUUGACUUAAUAUAAAAGACUUUUAUUAGGAUUAACUGAUAAAGUGUAUAUUUCUCCAAUUCUUUUCGAUGGAUUAUAACAUUAGAUCAUGAACCCUGAACAUAAUUAAUACUUAGACGACGUUUUUUCUUUGGGUUUAGUAUCUUUGGAAAUAUUACAUAACUAACCUAUUAAAGAUUUAUAUGAUUUUGAUAAUGGAUAAUUCGAUGAUUAAAAAUUAAAUUAAUUAUUAUAAGAUUUAGAAGAAAAAAACAAUGGUUAAGUUGAAAAGAGUGAAGGAUACUUAUGCUUAUUAUAAUUAAUAAAGAAAAUGCUUUAAAUAAAAGAAAAUGAUAGAAUAACCGCAGAAGGAGUACUUGAAUAUAUUUAAAACAAUAAUUUUUUGAGAG
Molecule: messenger RNA, 6479 nt
Organism: Ichthyophthirius multifiliis
Lineage: Eukaryota; Ciliophora; Oligohymenophorea; Hymenostomatida
Exons: 14
Source: RefSeq, a predicted model, not a curated record